This is a messenger RNA of Triticum turgidum subsp. durum (durum wheat), 1248 nucleotides long. Lineage: Eukaryota; Viridiplantae; Streptophyta; Magnoliopsida; Poales; Poaceae. The record is from the annotation of a GenBank genome assembly.
AUGGGAGUUUACCUUAGUACCCCCAAAACUGAGAAGCUAUCUGAAGACGGGGAAAAUGAUCAACUUAAAUUUGGACUUUCAUCUAUGCAAGGGUGGCGUGCGAGUAUGGAAGAUGCUCAUUCAGCCUUGCUAGAUAUCGAUGAGGGCACAUCAUUCUUCGGUGUUUUUGAUGGACAUGGAGGAAAAGUGGUUGCCAAAUUCUGUGCAAAAUAUCUACACAGGGAAGUUCUCAAAAGUGAAGUUUAUUUAGCUGGUGACCUGGGAGCUGCUGUCCAUGGAGCUUUCUUCAGAAUGGAUGAGAUGAUGCGGGGUCAAAGAGGCUGGCGAGAACUACAGGCACUUGGAGAUAAAAUAAACCAGUUUACUGGCAUGAUAGAAGGGCUGAUCUGGUCUCCGAGAGGCAGUGAUUCAAAUGAUCGACAUGAUGAUUGGGCUUUUGAGGAGGGACCUCACUCUGAUUUUAGCGGGCCAACCUGCGGAAGUACAGCCUGUGUUGCAAUGAUAAGGAAUAGUCAACUUGUUGUGGCAAACGCCGGAGAUUCCCGGUGUGUUAUCUCAAGGAAUGGCCAGGCAUACAAUUUAUCAAGAGAUCACAAACCAGAGCUUGAAGCAGAGAGAGAACGGAUAUUGAAAGCAGGGGGUUACAUCCAAAUGGGACGAGUAAAUGGAACUAUAAACUUGUCAAGAGCAAUUGGAGAUAUGGAAUUUAAACAGAAUAAAUUCUUGUCCCCUGAUAAGCAAAUGUUGACAGCAAACCCUGACGUAAACACUGUCGAGCUUUGUGAUGAUGAUGACUUUCUUGUUUUAGCAUGUGAUGGCAUUUGGGACUGCAUGUCGAGCCAACAGCUGGUCGAUUUCAUCCAUGAGCACCUAAAGACCGAGAGCAGCCUUUCUGCAGUGUGUGAAAAGGUGCUCGAUAGAUGCCUGGCUCCAUCAACAUUAGGUGGAGAAGGAUGCGACAACAUGACGAUGAUCCUAGUGCAGUUCAAGAAGCCAAUUGACCAUGGCAAGAAUGCCAGUGCUGGUGAACAAUCAGCUGUUGGGGAUAAGAAUGUAAGUGCUGGUGAACAAUCAGCGGUCGAGGAUAAGAAUGCUGGUGCUAGCGAUCAAUCAGCUGUCGAGGACAAGAAUGCUAGUGCUGGUGGACAAUCAGCUGUUGGGGACAAGAAUGCCAGUGCUGGAGGACAAUCGCCUGGUGACAUAGAACAGUCGCGAACGAGGAGAAGAACUCGUGAUGUCAUGUCGUAG